AUGGCUAAGGUUCACGCUUUCCCACAAGUUGAAUCUCCUUCUUUCUCUCCCUCUAGUACUUCUUAUAUGUCUUCAAAGUCAGAAACAUUCACUAUAUGGAUGAAAUCACUUGUGAUGCAAACAAAUGGAUGCACAGUUUUUAAUGAAAAUGGCGAGAUUGUUUACCGAGUUGAUAAUUAUGACAAGAAAGGAAGCAAUGAAGUUUAUCUCAUGGAUCUCAAAGGCAAUGUCCUUUUCACUAUACUUAGAAGGAAACUAUUCCUUUUCAGACGAUGGAGGGGUUAUAAAAGUGAUGGCUUAAAAUUAAAAACUCAAAAGCCUUAUUUCCAAAUUAAAAGAAGUUCAGAAAUAUUUGAAGGUGAUUUAUCUUGUCAAAUUACUGUUCGAUCCAGGGAUGCUCAAGAGACUUUCCACUACAAGUUAGAAACCUUAGCUGGAAAAUUAGCAUUCAAGGUUACAAACAGCAACGGGGAAAUUGUUGCAGAGGCCAAGCGAAAGCAAUCAUCUGAAGGAGUAUUAUUAGGAGAUGAUGUACUAACCUUGGCAGUGGAGCCUCAUGUUGAUCAUUCCUUUAUCACGGCACUUGUGACUGUGUACGGAUUGAUGCAUCGUAAACUGUGA
Molecule: messenger RNA, 621 nt
Organism: Dovyalis caffra
Lineage: Eukaryota; Viridiplantae; Streptophyta; Magnoliopsida; Malpighiales; Salicaceae
Source: the annotation of a GenBank genome assembly